GGUAUGAGUGAGACGCUUGAGCGCCAUCCAUUUUCAGGGCUAGUACAUUCGGCUGGUGAUGGUGAAAAGCGGCCCUACCAGGGCGCGCUCCCAAACCCAGGCCCGAUGAAGACGAGGUCUACGAGACCAUGUCUCUGUGUCAGCUUCUUGGGGAUGUUGAGGCCAAUGUCCAUCCCUCAUAGCGAGGUGAAAAGUGGCCCGUCCGUGGCUUCACAUACAUGGACAUGCCCCAACAUUCUCAUCCACAGUUCCAUGAACCUAUUCAGAUGUAUCCGGGCCCCUCUCACCAUCAGUAUGUUGGCCCAGGGCCAUACUGCUCGCUCUGUCGUGACAGCGUACUGGGGUUGCCUGUGUAGAUGUAUCUGGGUCCCUCUCACCUUCAGGGUGUUGGCCCAGGACCAUCCCAGGUUCAGUAUCCCGCCCCAGGACACGGUGCCAUGUCCGCGUCCGACGACGAGGAGGUCUACGAGACCCCCAUUUAUCUGUGCCAGCUUCCUGAGUAUGUUGACGCCAAUACUCAUCCCUCAUAUUGAGGUGAACAGCGGCCCUGCCCGGGCGCGCUUGAUCAGGAACGGCGAGUGGGCCCGUGGUCAGCGUAAAGUCAGCCAAGCAGAAGAGAAGGGCCGGCGGAGCGGACUGAACAUCGAAUCGAACGCGGUAUCGAUGUCAUGGAGGCUGCACGUCGCUCUGUUCCGCGGUCAAGCGGCUGCUUUCAAUCUUCUUGAACUGGCCAAGCAGGCGACAUUCCUUUGCCAGGAUCCUGGUCAACUUCAUUGCCGAAGCUUAGCGAGGCCAUUGUCAAAGAUGAGGAAAUGGAAGGUGUCGUCAAGGAUGAAGAAACGGAGGAUGGAGCUAUUGAAGGACGAUGAUAUGGCAGUGCUUGCUGGCCACAAGGUUAAACUCGAAGUCGAAGACCCUGAUGAUGAACGACAAUAA
Molecule: messenger RNA, 936 nt
Organism: Fusarium odoratissimum NRRL 54006
Lineage: Eukaryota; Fungi; Ascomycota; Sordariomycetes; Hypocreales; Nectriaceae
Exons: 5
Coding region: 4-936 (310 amino acids)
Source: RefSeq, a predicted model, not a curated record